Cyprinodon tularosa is the source of this 1257-nucleotide messenger RNA. It is a transcript of the gene hoxa11b, whose product is annotated as homeobox A11b. Gene Ontology annotation, biological process: regulation of transcription by RNA polymerase II; anatomical structure development. Gene Ontology annotation, cellular component: nucleus. The coding region runs from base 38 to 994 and encodes 318 amino acids. The transcript has 2 exons. The record is from RefSeq and is a predicted model, not a curated record. Lineage: Eukaryota; Metazoa; Chordata; Actinopteri; Cyprinodontiformes; Cyprinodontidae. Gene Ontology annotation, molecular function: DNA-binding transcription factor activity, RNA polymerase II-specific; RNA polymerase II cis-regulatory region sequence-specific DNA binding.
UAUUGUGCCAGUGGUCACAUGGCUUUGGCCCUCAGGAAUGGAUGGAGAUGGAUCCCUCACGUCAGCUUGUACGUCUAAGGGUUUCUGCUCCACCAGUCUGCCUCAAAGUGGCUGGAGCGCAGCCUCGCGCAGGAACAAUGAGAGGAUUAUUACCAUAGAGCGAUCCCAGCUGCAGAAUAUGGAUUUUGAUGAACGGAUGUCUGGUUCCAGUAUGUAUCUACCGAGCUGCACUUAUUACGUCUCCGGAGCGGACUUCUCUGGUCUCCCUCACUAUUUAACUCAGAACCAGUCAUCCUGCCCAGUCAGCUACCCUUACCAGUCCUCAGCGCUGACACAGGUUCCAUCAGUGAGAGAGGUGGCUUUCAGAGACUAUGGGAUCGAUGCUACCAGUAAAUGGCACCACAGCAGGGGGAGUCUCCCACAUUGCUACGCCGAGGAUGUGGCGCACAGGGACAGCUGGGCGAGCCCGACCUCCAGGGGGGCAGAGAUGCUGGUGAAAGCCGGCCACUCCGGCUCACCCAGCCAGACCCCUGGCUUCUGCGGCAGCGUCGGGAGGAACGGCGUCCUGCCUCAAGCUUUCGAUCAGUUCUUCGACACGGCGUACGGGAGCGCGGACGGCGGCGCUGGCGCGGCGGCGGACCCAGAGAGAGGUAGCAAAACGAGCCCGACUCACAAUCACCCGGCUUCGGACACGGGGGAGAGCUGCAGCCCGGAGUCACCAUCCAGCCACAGCGAGGAGAAGCAGAGCAGGAGCUGCACCAGUGGCCAGAGGACGCGCAAAAAGAGGUGUCCGUACACCAAGUACCAGAUCAGGGAGCUGGAGAGGGAGUUCUUCUUCAGCGUCUACAUCAACAAGGAGAAGCGCCUGCAGCUCUCCCGGAUGCUUAACCUGACGGACCGUCAGGUGAAAAUCUGGUUUCAAAACAGGAGAAUGAAGGAGAAGAAACUGAACAGAGACCGUUUACAGUACUACAGCACAAACCCUCUGCUCUGAAAACGGAGAAACGAACAAAGACUGCUGAUGAGCGCCUUCACUCCAAAAGAGAGAGACAAAAAAUGACUUUUUUCAUUGUUAAAUAUCUUUAUUAUUUUAAAAAUCUCCUAAAAAUAUACAAUUAACCCUGAGCUGUGUUUAAUUAUUAUUAUUAUCAUUAUUAUUGUUAUUCCUUUCUUCCUGUUUUUAAGGUUAAGCAGGCACAGAAAGAUCAAACCCAGAAAACUGUACUUAAUUUUCUAAAUAAAAAAAGUUUCCAGAUA